AUGAAAGAAGGGAGAGGGUUUUUUGGCUUGAGCCGCCGCCGAGGACAUGGGCUGGUUUUAAGGGUUCUGUCGCCGCCACCAGCACAGGCUUCUUCCCAUCCUCUCCGGCGCCGAGCGCCUCCGGCUAGCAGCGAGUAUCCCCACUCUUCUAGCCCUUCUCUUCCUCUUCAAUCCAGGCCAGCAUCGCCGGCUGAGGCCCGUCGCCGCCGCUGGGUAGGCGCACCGCGUUCUCCUCCCUCACCCGAUGCACGGCAUGGUCAUAUCCUUCUCCUCCCUUCGGCGCCGACGCCGCCAGGAACAUCUCGUCGCCUCCAGCAGUUGUUGCAGCCGUCUCCGGCGGCCACUGCCACUGUCGCAGCCGUAGCUGCCUCCGGCAGCCGGCGCCGCCUCCCCCAGCGGCAUCUCCCACCACCACUGCCGCCUCCAAUGCCUGUGGGUGCCGCCGCUGCCUCCCUUAGCAGCCUCCGUCACUCUCCGGACAACCGCCAUCUGGCGAGCUCAGGUUUGUUUACUCCGGCCUUCAGGUCGAAAUGA
Zingiber officinale is the source of this 534-nucleotide messenger RNA. Its product is annotated as pectinesterase inhibitor 10-like. The record is from RefSeq and is a predicted model, not a curated record. The transcript has a single exon. The coding region runs from base 1 to 534 and encodes 177 amino acids. Lineage: Eukaryota; Viridiplantae; Streptophyta; Magnoliopsida; Zingiberales; Zingiberaceae.